Vicia villosa (hairy vetch) is the source of this 1425-nucleotide messenger RNA. RefSeq lists its product as uncharacterized. Bases 1 to 1425 code for a protein of 474 amino acids. The transcript is spliced from 2 exons. The record is from RefSeq and is a predicted model, not a curated record. NCBI's taxonomy places the organism in Eukaryota, Viridiplantae, Streptophyta, Magnoliopsida, Fabales, Fabaceae.
AUGGCUCCACCAUUGAAGACUGGUAGUCGCAACAUCUCCUAUACAUUCCCGAAUCCGAAUCUGGAUUCUCUUGGGUGUUUAGCGAAGAAGAUCACGCCAGAUGAGUCGACCAAGUUCCGAGAGAAAUAUGGGUAUAUUCUGAGCCUUCUCAAAAUGCCAUUCACCAAGUAUGAGCAAGAGGGAGUUCAUACCCUGCUUCAGUUCUACAAUCCUUCUCUGCGCUGUUUCACGUUCCCUGACUAUCUCUUGGUUCCCACAUUGGAGGAAUAUUCUCUUUUCCUCGGUGUUCCGGUCAAAAAGGAAGAAGUCCCGUACUAUGGCACCAUGGAGGCCCCUACGUCCAUUGAAAUUUCUAAGGCUCUUUAUUUGAGCAAGUCGGUCGUGGAAGCAAAUCUCACUAAGAAAGGAGAAUGCUUUGGUUUUCGUAUGGAGUUUCUGGUUAAAAGGGGUUGCGAUGCUGCUGAAGCAAAAGAAUGGGACACAUUUAGGGCUAUCCUGGCUCUAAGUAUCUAUGGUAUCAUGAUGUUCUCAAACGUGCCCGACUUUGUUGAUAUGAAUGCCAUUCACGUAUUCAUUCUGCAGAAUCCGGUUCCUACACUUUUGGGGGACGUUUAUCACUCCAUCCAUCACAAGAAUAGUCAAAAGGGAGGUUUGGUUAGAUUCUGUGCCCCGUUGUUAUAUCGUUGGUUCAGGUCGCAUUUGCCUGAGCGUGGUGCUUUCAUUGAUAAUAGACACACAUCUAAGUGGGCUGAGAGGAUUAUGGGGCUGAGGGCUAAAGAUAUUGUCUGGUACAAUAGCGCUUUAGAUGACAUGGAAGUUAUUAUGAGUUGCGGAAAGUUCAAAAACGUACCUCUCAUGGGUCUUAGGGGCGGAAUCAACUAUAACCCCGUCCUAGCUAGAAGAACAUUUGGAUAUGCUUUUAUCAGUCCACCUGAGCAAACAGAGAUAGCUGAGAACAUCUUCUAUCAUGUGGCCACCAACAUUGGACAGAUGGCAGAAGCUGUGCAAGCCUGGAAAAGUAUUUGUUGGAGAGAUAAGAAGCAUUUUGGUCAGAGAGACUGUGCAACUUAUAAAGACUAUACUGAGUGGGUCAAGACUGUGGCUAAUACCCAAGGGAUGCCUUUCCCUCCUAAGGAUCCCUUAUAUCUCCCUGCUGAGCUUGAAGAAUUGUAUGCUAGAGGAAGUACUCAGAAAAGGCCAAGAGUGACUAUAGACCCUAAAUCUACUGAAUCUCAAGAGAAGAAGCGGAAAGAACAUUACGAGGCUCAGUUGGCAUAUUUGACUGAAAGACUCCAGAUUCAGACUAAAGAAGCCAAUUCAAAAAGGGCUCGUCGAAAGAAAGUAGACAAACUCUUGUUGGAACGCCAAGGAACCUUAGAAAAGUGCUAUGAAGAAAUCCGAAAGCUGAAGGGUCAAGUAGAAUAA